Molecule: messenger RNA, 2784 nt
Organism: Caenorhabditis remanei
Lineage: Eukaryota; Metazoa; Nematoda; Chromadorea; Rhabditida; Rhabditidae
Exons: 8
Coding region: 1-2784 (927 amino acids)
Molecular function (GO): protein binding; nucleic acid binding
Source: RefSeq, a predicted model, not a curated record
AUGCCGUCCAAGAGUAAUAAGAAGAAGGCCGCCGCUGAAAGGUCUGCGAAGUUGGCCAACGAAGCAACGGAGGUCGCCGAGUCAGCUCCAACUCCCACCGAGCCUCCGCCAGCCGCAGCUACCACACCCUCUCAACCAACGCCUGAAAUGCCGAAGUCUUCGAAGCCAGCUCCCCCCAAGGAGCUCGUCGCCCCUUCCAACAUUGCUCCACUCAAGAAGAACAAGCCGUUGAAAGUCACCACCAACUCGUAUCAAAUGGAGGUGAAGAAUGUGGUUUGCUAUCGAUAUGAUGUGAAGAUCACUGGACAAGCUGAUGGAAGGAAUCAAUUCCUUUUGACUGGAUCGAAAGGAAGCGAUCGUCAGAAGCAAACCGAGUUGGCGGAGAUCUUGACUCUCGCGAUGAAGAAGGAGAACAUCACCCAACUCUACAUCUACGAUGGAGCCGCAACACUCCACACCCCCGCUCAAUUCAAUGUGAAGAAGAAUGGAGCGUCUGGAACCAUCAUCACCACCAUCGACUCCACUGAGCUCUCAUCUUCCCUCCGCAAUUCAUACUUCUCCAAGACACAUGGAAGAUUCGAUGUGAUCGUUGAGUUGAACAGUGCUCAACCUCAACUCCACUCAUCUGACUUGCUCAAGGAGAGCCCGGAUUCCACGUCAUGCCCAGUCACACAAAUGAUUCAAAUCGCUCUUUGUGAAGAGGCGAAACGCAACAACUUUCUCAUCACAGAUGGUGGAAACGAGAUGUUCGAUAGGGCUGGAGUGACACAAAUCAGAGGAGUCGAGGAUAUGAAUGGAGUCGGUGCUGGAAUCAAGAUUGCGAUGGGAGUCGAAGGGAAGCCUGCUGCUCACUUGAUCUUGGAUUACAAGAAAAAGCAGUUCUUCGCCAACACCCCCCUCACAAACCUCAACCUCGACUGGACCAACAUCCCGAAGGUCAAGAAUUACCUGAAAGGUCUCAAAGUGUCCACCAAGACCAACGACCGCCCUCAAACAUUUACCAUCGAUGGCCUCUCGAGUCUCCUGAUGGGACAGAUCAAGUACGACGGAGGGAGUGUCCUGCAGAACGCGAUGAGGUGCACAGGAAAGCCGGCUAGCGCAUUCAACACGGAGAUUCCCGCAAUCGAAUCGAGACAGUUUAGUAAGCGUGAAGGAAAAAAGAAGACUUUCAACUUCCCCAUCGAGAUUCUCGUCCUUGCACCAAAUCAGAAGUUGAAUCCAAAACACGGAAAUCCGCCGAGAUGUGAGAGACCUCAUAAACGAUUCGAGCUCACGAAGACUGUCGGAGAGAAGGCUCAUAUCCUCUCUUCAAACAAGAUUCUCGAAUCGUUCGGAGUCAAAAUUCGUCCAGAGCCGAUUGUUGUUGAUGCAGUCACUGUACCCAUUCCAACCAUCCAAUACAAAACGUCGUGUACUGCUCCGGAUCUCUCGAAACAAGCGAAAUGGGAAGUUCGUGGUCCGUUCGUGGAACCUGCGACGAUUGGAAAGAUUCUUAUUGUGUUCAACAGCACCAACCCACAGGAUUCUGAUAAGUUGAUUCAGUUGAAGGGACAAUUUGCUCAUACUGCCAGAGAUUGUGGAGUGACCAUCAGAGAAAUUAGUACCGAGAAUUUGGCACAGACAUAUCCUGGAGCAAGUGUACUGCUUGCGAUUGAGAAGAAAUUUGCCGAACUCAAAUCUCUUCCAGUCGCCAAAAAGCCACUCGUCAUCUACGCCGACUACAGCUCUUCUCCAACUCACGGAUUCUUGAAACUCCAGGAGAGACUCUGUGACGUCGUCACUCAACAAGUCUCAUUCGACAAGUCGCUCUCUAGACCCACAAUUGGCCGAUCUACUAUGAUCAACUUCAUGCUCAAGUUGAAUCUGAAAUCAGGUGGACUUAACCAUAAGGUCAAGCCGGAUCCAUCCAUCGCCCACUUGUAUGGAGACUCCUCCAACACGCUCUUCAUCUCCUACGACGUAUGUCACUCAUCUGGAAUCCUCUACCGUAAGGGAGAAGUGUGCGAUGAGCCAAGUUGUGUCGGGUUCGGGUUCAACGGCACCGCCCACCCUGAAGCCAUCAUUGGCGACUUCCACUACCAACUCCCAAGGACGGAACAAGUGGAUGAUGAGGUUCUCAAGACUCGUGCCAACUUCAUCUUGACUCAAUACGCCACUGCUCGCAAGAAGUUCCCAGAUCAGAUUGUGAUCCUUCGUGAUGGAGUUUCGGAGGGUCAGCAUGCUAUGGUGGUUAAUGAUGAGUUCGCAGCAAUCAAGGAUGGAAUCAUGACCUGUUUGAAGAACAACAAGCAGACAAAAGUGCCAGCAUUGGCUCUCCUGAUUGUCACCAAGCGUCAUGCGAACCGCCUCUUCGUCAAGGAUACUCAAGGAAUCUCCAACGUGCCACCUCUCACCGCCAUCGAUCAAGGAAUUGUCAGAAAGAAUGGAAACGAGGUGAUCUUUGUGUCCCAUUGUCCACUCCAAGGAACCGCCCAACCCAUUGUUAUCAACAUGCUGCACAACGAGAAAGUGUUCAAGACAAACGAUGAAUUGGUCCAGUUGAUGUCGGUGAUGUGUUGUGCUCAUCAGUCUUCCACAACCAUCGUCUCUUUGCCGGAGACGAUCUAUGCGGCUGAUGAGUAUGCGAAGAGAGGAGCUGAUAUCUUCCAGGCAUAUAAAUCACAACCCGGCGUCGUGCUCCCAACAAAAGUCACCGAGGAAACUGGAGAGCAACUCGAUUUCCUGAACAUCACCCAGACUCUGUGCUACUUCAAGAGCUCCUUCAAGGGACGCAGAAUCGCCUAA